CUUUCGGCAGCGUAUAGUAAAAAUCUUGUCUGGUUCGUGGUACGAACAGAGAUCAACAUUGAGAAGAUCGGUCGAGCUGGUUCGCUCGACGGUUGCUUCACCGAUUGCCUCGAUUAUGAACGCAUCGGAGGACACUUGGCAAACAAGGCAAACUACCAGCAUAGCAUGAGCUACUAGGAUGUGUUAUGUUGUGAUCGCAAAGUUCAUUCGUCGGCGAUUGGUGUUAGCGAUUAUUUUUCUGCUUUCCUUGUCCUACUGUAUGGUUCAUAUGAUCCUGAAGAACAACAGGUUAAACCUGAAUGGAGAUUAUCUACAAACGCAGCUUCGUCAUAAAACCAUCAUCUGGACCAAACCACGGCCAGCGUACCCACCACCCUGGAUCGAUACGGCAUCAGAAGGAGCGUACAACAACACCGAUGAGCAACCUGCUCCGACCAGUUGCCGCAAUUCCAUCCAGGGCAAAUCGCUCAUCGUGGAUGAUCGAGGCUACGUAUGCUCGCAUUCGGAGCUGCUGACGAAUGGAUGCUGCAACAGCGAGGAUAGCGAUCCUCGUCAACUGUUCCCGUGCACCACGUGUCUGCCCAACCGGUGCUGCGCGGUGUUCGAGUACUGCGUUUCCUGUUGUUUGAAUCCCGACAAGCGACCGAUCCUGGAAGAGGUGCUAGCCAAAGCGAAUGGGCGACAGGUCGCGCUGUACGCCGAAGUGACCGACCAGUUCGAGCUGUGCUUAACCAAAUGCCGCACCAACUCGCAAUCGGUACAGAACGAGAAUAAGUAUCGAAAUCCGGCGCAGAAGCACUGCUACGGGGAGAUGACCGAUGCGCUUUGGCUGUCCGCUAGCGGCAAGGACGCGCAGAAACCUUUCCCGGACGAUGGCUGAUGACUGUUGAGCACGAAAGACAGCUUAAAUCCUGUGUAGAAAACGCCGGAUUGACUCGAUGUUUCCUAUAGUCUUCUCGUCCUUUUAGAAUGAAUUGUAACAGGUGGCGAAAGAUGAGGUGAUUGCGAAACCAGGUGUAUCUUAUAAAUAAAUUCAAUUGUCUUUGUUAGAUGGAUUA
This is a messenger RNA of Anopheles nili, 1058 nucleotides long. Its product is annotated as SREBP regulating gene protein. Gene Ontology annotation, biological process: positive regulation of SREBP signaling pathway. The coding region runs from base 179 to 880 and encodes 233 amino acids. The record is from RefSeq and is a predicted model, not a curated record. NCBI's taxonomy places the organism in Eukaryota, Metazoa, Arthropoda, Insecta, Diptera, Culicidae. The transcript has 3 exons.